CUGCGCAGGAAUUCGGCCUGCUCUGCCUCCUUUCGUUUCUCUCGGCCCAGGUUAGACUAAUUUACUAGAUCAUGUUAUGCCGUACAGCCCACUCAUGGAAUGGCUUAGCGCAGGCGGGCUGUCAAUCCCUCAUGGCCCCCUGGACCGAUUCCCUGCAUGUGCAGAUGCCCUGCCAUGAACCCCAAGCUGACCCGGGGAUUCGUUUCCACGCAUUCUUUGAACAUUAUGAGAACCGCCUGUCCUCCACACGCAGCUGCGUUCAAGAUUUCUCGGCGUCCGAUGGUUCUUCAACACCCUCUUGUCCUCUCCGCCCUCCUCCAUCUCUCAACACACCAUGGAAUCAUCCACCCCUAAGGAAGUCGGGCUUAAUGGCGACCAGCGUUCGGUUCUCCGGGCGUUGGUGAUUGUCAUGCUGGUUAUUCCGACAGUUGCAGUCCUUCUACGGUUUUGGUCCAGAGCGAUGUUGCCAGGGUUCUCCAGUACGCCGGUUCGAUUUUGGUGGGAUGACUGGACUGCUCUCAUAGCUGCGAUGCUCAAUGUAGCUAUGUGCGGCAUCGGUCUCAAACUGGCGGAUCUAGGAGUUGGGCUACAUAUGACCGACGUGUCCGCGACGGAUUUCGUCACCAUCAUGAAACUGCUUUGGGCGAUAUUUUUUAUCUUUGACACGGGCACGUCAGUCGCUAGAGCCUCCGCUCUUCUAUUCUACACACGAGUCUUCGACCAGAUUCAAUCCCGAUUUCGGUAUGCCUUGUGGAUCAUUCAUGGCUUGAACAUUGCCUGGAUGAUUGGCAUGCACGUCGUCGUCGCUUUACAGUGCACUCCGAUAGAAAGACUCUGGUAUCCGAUGCUUCCUGGAAAGUGUAUCCCUGUGCGCACGCUCCUCAUAGGCAGCGGAAUCCCUAGUUUAAUCAUCAACGCCAUGAUUUUGAUCCUGCCGCUGCCCUUGCUCUGGCGACUGAAGAUGAAGAUGUCUCGAAAACUGCUGAUUAUCGGCGUCUUUCUCUGCGGAUAUUUGGUUGUCGUGGUGUCCAUCGGACGACUCGUCACUGUCGUUGACGUUGGCCCCAAUCUUGAAAAAGACUUCACCUGGGAGUUCAUGCAACCAACCUUCUGGCUAUCUUCCGAAAUCGCCAUCUCCGUGGUCAGCGUCUGUCUACCCAGCAUCUUCGUCUUUGGCCGACUCAUAGCCCACGAAGGAUUCGGCUCGGUAGUGGUUAAAAAUCUCUCACCACGCUCGAAAUCGAGGCUCGGCGACUCCGAUAUUGGACGAUCAUACUUUAGUCGGAUGGGUCGGGGAGACGAGGAAGCGGAACUCGACAUGAAAUUGUUUGAAUCGUCGCCGCAAAAGCCUCCGUUCGCCGCGACAGCCGCUCAGUCAAAAGUGACUGCCUACAGGGAAUCGCCACAACUCCCUCUGCCCGGGCAAGACUUCCUGAAGCUACCGGAACUGGGGAUUAUGGUGCGGAGUGAAAUCACAGUGUCAUAGAGCGGGUGGUUGAAUCUGGCAUUCACAAAGGGUUAUACAUAGACGCCAGGAGCCCACCCUGCAUACUCGACUUCUAUUUUCUUUAUUUUUUUGUACAUAGAAUUAC
Aspergillus steynii IBT 23096 is the source of this 1592-nucleotide messenger RNA. RefSeq lists its product as uncharacterized. The record is from RefSeq and is a predicted model, not a curated record. The coding region runs from base 335 to 1486 and encodes 383 amino acids. NCBI's taxonomy places the organism in Eukaryota, Fungi, Ascomycota, Eurotiomycetes, Eurotiales, Aspergillaceae. The transcript has 4 exons.